GUGGACAUCAUCGACGCUUGUCAACGACUCCAGAGGUAACACUCGUUGGAUAGACAAGGUCACCUCCGUCCUCACCACAUCUGCAUCAACUCGUACUAGCUACACUUCUUAACUGCUUUAUCGCUUUUUAGCGAUGCAGAUUUUCGUAAAAACCCUCACGGGUAAGACUAUCACCCUUGAGGUGGAGUCCUCCGACACCAUCGAUGUUGUCAAGAACAAAAUCCAGGAUAAGGAGGGCAUCCCACCUGACCAGCAACGUCUAAUCUUUGCUGGUAAACAGCUCGAGGAUGGCCGUACGCUUAGCGACUACAACAUCCAGAAGGAGUCCACCCUUCAUCUUGUGCUCAGAUUGCGAGGUGGUGCGAAGAAGAGGAAGAAGAAGACCUACAAUACCCCGAAAAAAAUCAAGCACAAGCGCAAGAAGGUUAAAAUGGCCAUCUUGAAAUACUAUAAGGUGGACUCCGAUGGGAAGAUUCAGCGUCUGCGUCGUGAAUGCCCGAAUGCGGAGUGCGGCGCUGGUGUUUUCAUGGCCUUCCACAAAGACCGCCAGUACUGUGGGAAGUGCAACCUCACGUACACCUUCCAGCCUGGUACCAAACCUCCAACUGCGAGGUGAACACCUGUCUCUUUCGCGCCAUUUCCAUACGCUUUAAGCUUUUAUGUUAUGCAUCCACUCCAUGUCGAACGAUAUGUUUCGCAAUCAAAAUACAUUUGUAGCACUGGACUUUGUAAGACGAGUCGGAUGAAGAUCACCGUGUGAAGCAAAA
This is a messenger RNA of Fomitiporia mediterranea MF3/22, 767 nucleotides long. Its product is annotated as ubiquitin-domain-containing protein. The transcript has 6 exons. Bases 134 to 616 code for a protein of 160 amino acids. Gene Ontology annotation, molecular function: structural constituent of ribosome; ubiquitin protein ligase binding; protein tag activity. Gene Ontology annotation, biological process: translation; modification-dependent protein catabolic process; protein ubiquitination. NCBI's taxonomy places the organism in Eukaryota, Fungi, Basidiomycota, Agaricomycetes, Hymenochaetales, Hymenochaetaceae. Gene Ontology annotation, cellular component: cytoplasm; nucleus; ribosome. The record is from RefSeq and is a predicted model, not a curated record.